UCCAUGGAAUUUUCAGUGUUGUCCUCUUUCAAGGGAUGUAUUGAUGAUAGUUUCUGGUGUUGUGCCAUGGCGCAGGGGCCUUUCUAUGCGCCAAAGAGCAGUUCAUAUGUACCAGGAGGACAAUACUUGCACUGCCAAACUCUGAACAUCGAUGACUUCCAGUUCACCGUCCUUUGGAACAAAAGAUGUUUUGCCUCAAAGAUGGUCAAUGACUUAGUGAAUCACUUCAGUGAGAAAGAUCAGCUUUUGCCAAAAGGUCGUGUUUGGGUUUCAGUUCAAGAUUCAAAAAGAUUGAAAUGCUGUGAUAGCAGACAAAGAUGUUUAAAGGAGUAGUUGUUGUUGACAUACCAUCAGAGGUAUUCUUUAAAUUUAGAAUAGUAUUUGGCAUGUUUCUCAUUGACUAUAAAUCAUGAUGUUUAACCUUAACCUCUUGUGUGAGUUUAUUGAUCUUAAGCAAAGUUUUUUGUAGCAUUUCUCAAAUUUCGAUUUCCUCGCCCAUAUUUCCCAUCAUUUAAAUUGCUGCCAGCUUAUUAUUGUUAGGGUUAAACUUGCUACUAAAAGUAUGCAAGUUUUUUGUUUUGGAUUGAAUUCUUUUCUUUUUCCUUUCUUUUCUGAGACUAAAAGAGAAAAACUGAAAUUUUAUCAGGCAGGAAAAAUUUCUGGCGGGAAAGAAAUUUGCCAUGGCCAGGUGCAGGGUUUUAAUAAGCAACAUAUGCCAGUUAUGAAAACGAUGGUUAAUCCUCCACUGGUAGAUAGGUUACUUGUAAGCUUCGAGUCCUCAAUCAUGUAGAAUUGAACCAUGCUCCAAGAACCUCAUCUGCUUACCAGUUUGCUACUUCACUCAAAGAACUGAUUAUUUGUACAUAUGCUGCUAAGGCUUGGGAUUUUUUUUUGCAGGAGGACUUUGCACCUUUAUAGUGGCCUACUUUUGCUUCAAGCGUUCUUCAGCUUGUUGUACUCCAGCCAGCUGAUUUGGUCAAGACUAAAAUGUUCUGCACUGGAGAUUGAAAUUAUAUCUGGGUUAGGUGGAGAAACUUGUUAGUGAUGGUAUGACCAUUUUAUUUAUGUUAUGUUGUACUCGAAUGUUGUUCUAAUUUGUGUGUUUCCUGUUUAUGUGGAUGAAAUAAAAUUUGAAAAUUUUUUUAAGGUUAAAAAUAUUCAUAAGUAAAAAAUUAACAGGAAAAAAUAAAGAAUUGAUGUUAAAAUAAAAUUUGAACAAUGAAUAAAAUUGAGGUAUCAAAUUUUGUGACUGCAAUACAGUGGAUACACAGUGAUGGCCAAUGGAGCUCUUGAUUUGCAAUUGGUGUGGUUCAAGAAUACAAAGAUGAUGAUUGUUUUCGACCCUCUUGACCGGGCAGAAGCCAUGGAACAUCCUCGGCGAGACCCUCCAAUCUUUCUUGCUAAGUGCCAGCUUUCUUGGAAAGGUUUGGUGAAUUUCAGUAUUGUGACUGUGUAUGUGGAAGGGUUUUUACCAUCACCAGUGGGAUUAUGGGUGGAGCAGCUACGGUACAACUGCCGUGGGAUGGGAUACUGGGAACAAAGAAUGUAUUAAGAAAUGCGAGGUAAGAAAAGUCUCUUUGUAAGAGAGGCUGGGGCUAAUAAUAAGUGAAGUUGAUAAAUAAUUGGUGUGUAGCAUGGCAGCGUAUCUGAGCAUACUGCAGAAGCUAAGGGCUCAUUAUGGGAUUGCUUCUAUAGGUAACACUUAUUCAGAUAAGUGCUCUUACUAGAAAAAUGUUGAAAUUUUUGUAACAAGUUCAAGCGCUUCAUUCAAA
Molecule: messenger RNA, 1772 nt
Organism: Prunus dulcis (almond)
Lineage: Eukaryota; Viridiplantae; Streptophyta; Magnoliopsida; Rosales; Rosaceae
Exons: 3
Coding region: 4-333 (109 amino acids)
Source: RefSeq, a predicted model, not a curated record